Rana temporaria (common frog) is the source of this 956-nucleotide messenger RNA. RefSeq names its product endothelial differentiation related factor 1 (gene EDF1). Gene Ontology annotation, cellular component: nucleus. Gene Ontology annotation, molecular function: DNA binding. The transcript has 5 exons. The coding region runs from base 92 to 538 and encodes 148 amino acids. The record is from RefSeq and is a predicted model, not a curated record. NCBI's taxonomy places the organism in Eukaryota, Metazoa, Chordata, Amphibia, Anura, Ranidae.
UGAAAUCGCUCGGCGGGCGGGGAGGAGGAGAAUUAGCGUUGGCUAAGCACGUCUGCUUCACAAGCGUCUGGAGAAACAGAGAAGAGUAGUCAUGGCUGAGAGCGACUGGGAUACCGUCACCAUCCUGAGGAAGAAGGGCCCGACUGCUGCGCAGUCCAAGUCCAAGCAGGCAAUUACUUCAGCUCAAAGAAAAGGGGAUGAGGUGGAGACUUCCAAAAAAUGGUCUGCGGGACAGAAUAAGCAGCACACAAUAACCAAGAACACAGCCAAGCUGGACAGAGAAACAGAGGAACUGCACCACGACAGAGUGCCACUAGAAGUGGGCAAAGUCAUUCAGCAAGGCAGACAGACUAAAGGCCUCACACAGAAGGACCUGGCCACUAGAAUUAAUGAGAAGCCACAAGUAAUUGCAGAUUAUGAGUGUGGAAAAGCUAUUCCCAGCAAUCAAGUAAUGGGAAAGAUUGAAAGAGCAAUCGGCCUCAAGCUGCGUGGGAGGGACAUUGGAAAGCCUCUGGAAGUUGUCCCACUAAAGAAAUGAAAAUAAAGCCUCGAAAUCGGUGACCCCAGCUGAUCUCGACCAGUCCCAUGCGGGACUGGGAUUUUACAUUGCCAAUCUGUACACAUCGGGGUUUUGGACUUUACUAGACAGACUCAAUGCAAUCUUGUUACCUGCUGUAAAAACAAAGUAUGCAUCUCUUCCAAAUAACACAAAAAAUAGGAAACGCAAGGUUCCUGCCAGGCCCAGCUGAUUUAAAUGUAUAGGCAGAUAUUGGAUGCUUAUUAUUGGUUCCCAUAUGUUUUCCACACACGCAGAUGGAGCUGCUUUAUAAAUUUUUAUUUAACUUUUUUUUUUUUUUUUUUUCAGCCGAUGGGAGGAUUGUUCCCUUUUUGUUGUUUAUAAGUUCUCACAUCCUUGUACGUAAUUGUAAAAUAAAAAUUCUCCUUCUACAUCUGAA